GAAGCGUUUGAGGCCCUUCUCAGUGAGGACCAAGCCAGGCCUGGCUAUGCCGAUCUUCCAGCCAUCAGACUUGGCCUCCCUCGAAUGGGCUCGCCCAGAUUGCCCAAGUUUGGUUCGUCUCUCAGGCUCCCCCAAGACGUCACGGCUGAAAUAGAGGCCUCAAUCAAUGCCCCCUCGUCUUCUGGUGUCAGUGAACUGGUUACUUGGUGCCCCGCUCUUUCCCCCAGACAGCCGGAUUUUCAAGACCCAACAGUUCAGAGAACCCUGCUCGGUGCUCUCGAUUACAAACUAACGAGAAGCUGCCAAAAUAUGAGUCUAUCCAUAGACAGGCUGCGGGAUGUAUUGAACGAUUCGAUAACGGAACCGAAAGUGAAGUCCUUUGAAGGGAAUACAGAAGUUGGGGGAGAGGAGAUUUCCGACCCCAGGCGUUUCGACGACGCUGGUUUACAGAACGACACAUAUUCGAUCCCGCCAUCCCGGACACCGUCAUCUUUCUCGUUAAUACAAUCGUCGAAUGGCCAACUUGACGAAACGUCUAAUUUGGCCCGACCAGAUAUUGUGUUAUCCAGUCCGAAGUCUGCACAGUGA
This is a messenger RNA of Protopolystoma xenopodis, 588 nucleotides long. Lineage: Eukaryota; Metazoa; Platyhelminthes; Monogenea; Polystomatidea; Polystomatidae. The record is from the annotation of a GenBank genome assembly.